Molecule: messenger RNA, 2332 nt
Organism: Halteromyces radiatus
Lineage: Eukaryota; Fungi; Mucoromycota; Mucoromycetes; Mucorales; Cunninghamellaceae
Product: WD40-repeat-containing domain protein
Exons: 12
Coding region: 152-2236 (694 amino acids)
Biological process (GO): transcription initiation at RNA polymerase II promoter
Cellular component (GO): transcription factor TFIID complex
Molecular function (GO): protein binding; RNA polymerase II general transcription initiation factor activity
Source: RefSeq, a predicted model, not a curated record
UUUUUUUUUUAUAUUAUCCUUUAUUAUAUCCUUCUAUUCUACAAAGUUGUUAUUUCUAUUCCUACAUUCUUCUAUUCUUUAGGAAUAACAUCAUAUAUAGUAUUUGUAGUUUUCUUUAUUCUCCCUACUUUUUUAUAUACUAUUUAAAAACAUGAAUCCUUCACCUUCUAGUCAUCCUACUACAGUAUCAAAUCCAAAUGUCAACAUUAUGCCUGCCGAAUUGGUAGUAUCCUAUUUGAAGAAAGAAGGAUAUACUGCAACUGAAUCUGUCUUCUUGAAAGAACUCAAUGGUAUUCCUGUUGAAUUACCAAAUGACUCUUCUAAUGGACGAAUAACAAAUGAAUCAGAAACAGAAACAACAAGAGCAGCAUUAGAGAAAAGUGAGGACAAUGACGAUCCAGUGACAUAUGAUAUUAGUUACAAAAGUUUACGCGAAUGGAUAGAAAACUCUUUAGAUUGGUACAAGCCUGAACUUCGAUCUGUUCUCUUUCCAAUAUUUGUACAUGCUUACCUUGAUUUGAUUCAAAAACGACAAAUAGACCAAGCGAAGGAACUAUUUACAACAUAUCAAUCAGACCAUAUUGAAGUACAUACACCGGAUUUGAAACGAUUAGAGUCAAUCAAGGAACCUCAACAUGUUCGUGAAAACGAAUUGGCACAGAUUUAUCGAAACAACAAAUAUAACUUGCGGAUGUCUAGCGUGCCUUUUGAACUGUUUCUCAGCUAUCUACAAGAUAAUCGAUUCAUGCUUCUACUACGUAUUGUCAAUCAAUACAUCAAUAUACAAGUGGUGCAUGGCAAGCUUUUGAAAUCUGCUGGCGGAUUAGAAUUGGACGAUGUCAUUGGAAUUACUGGUCAUCAAUCACAACAUCUAGAAACUUUCAAUCAACAACCAGUACAACUCGGACAACUGCCCAUGGAUCCAGCUUUCAAGGAAGAAAUGGAACAAGCUUUGAAGGAUGAAGAACAAAUUAGCAAGGAUGAAACUUCUGAAAACCCUGAUACAACUACAAAUUCAUUACUCGAACUAUUCAAGAAAGUGACUCAAGACCAAGGUGUAAAUAGUCCAGCUUUAAAUGAUAUACCUCUUCCUCCAUAUCGUGGGACUGAUAUUCAAGCCGAAAUCAAUUUACUGAAAGAUAUUCAAAAAAGAUUACCUUUGGGACAUGAUUCAUUACCAAGCAUUUGUUGUUAUACAUUCCACAAUACAUAUGAUACUUUGAAUUGUUUAUCGGUGACGAAGGAUGCAUCACUAGUCGCAGGUGGAUUUUCCGAUUCUUUUGUCAAAAUUUGGAGUCUGAAAGGGGAAAAACUCAAGGGAUUUCGAAAUACCAUUAAUCCGGCUUAUAUUAAUGAUUAUGAUGAUCUCAACAGACAAAAGGAACGUCAUGGUUCUGAAUUCAAAAAAUUAGUGGGACAUUCCAACUCGGUAUAUGGUGUUAGCUUUAGUCCGGAUGACAAGUAUUUACUCUCCUGUUCGGCAGACAAGACAACAAGAUUAUGGAGCACACAAACCUACACUAACUUGGUGAUCUACAAAGGUCAUAAUUAUCCUAUUUGGGAUGUGGAUUUCGGUCCAUUUGGAUUUUAUUUUGCUACUGCUUCUCAUGAUCGUACGGCAAGACUUUGGAGUUGUGAUCAAAUUUAUCCUUUACGUGUAUUUGCGGGACAUCUCUCCGAUGUAGAUGUGGUUAAAUUCCAUCCCAAUUCCAAAUAUGUGGUAACUGGAUCAAGUGAUAGAACAGCAAGAAUGUGGGAUAUUCAAACUGGUAAAACAGUUCGUGUGUUUACGGGACAUAGAGGCGCAAUUAAAACAGUAGCACUAUCACCUAAUGGACAACUUAUGGCAUCGGCAGGGGAUGACCACACUAUCAUGCUUUGGGAUCUUGGAACGGGUAGACGAUUAAAGACAAUGACAGGCCAUACGGAUAUUAUUUAUUCCCUUCGAUUUAGCAUGGACAACAAUGUUUUAGUAUCGGGUGGAGCCGAUGACACAGUACGAGUAUGGGACGUGAAUCAAGUCAAUACAGAUAUAUCAGAAUCGAAAAUGGAGUCAAAACGAAUACGAUUGGAUUCUUCUUCUUCUUUAACAAGACAAAUAGGCAAAGAACGAAAAAUAACGGAAAGUAAGGAUCAUCUUGGAGUAUUCCCUACAAAACAUACACCCAUUUAUGAUAUUCAAUUUACAAAUCGAAAUCUUUGUCUUGUUGCAGGUGCAUUCAAGCCUCCCCUUUAGAAUAGUUCUCAAUUUUUCGUUUUCAUUUUUUAUUUUUAUUUUUAUUUUAUUUUACCCAAAUAAAGAAAAUAAAAAGGAAAUCCUCACUCACACACA